AUGGGGGCUGCCACCCCCACCACCGCCUCCGCCGCCCCCGCAGUGGACGUCCGAGAGCGGCGGCGGUCGAGCACGACUGGAGACCCGCCGCAGCCGGCGACGCUGGUGUGGGGCCUGGUGCCGGAAGCGGUUCAUGCCAAGGCCGGCUGGCAGCCGCCCCCGCUAGCGGACUCCGCCCCCGCCUCCGCCCCCGGCCUCACCGUGGAGUUCAAGGCGGGCUCCCCCGAGGGGGCCGACCAGCCCCCGCACCCCCAGCACCAGCAGCAGCACCAGCAGCACCAGUUCAACAUCUUCCCCGCCAUCUUCUCGCGCCAGCUCAACUUCGCCGCGGCCACGGCGGCGGGCGGUAGCCCCUGCGGCGGCGUCGGCGUCGUCGGGGGCGGCAUGCAGUCACCCGGCGGCGGCGGCGGGGGCGGCGGAGGCGCCGGCGGCGGAGGCGCCGGCGCCGGCAACGGAGGCGGCAAGCUGAUGGAGGAGCUGCGCGUCGGAGGCCUGCUGGGCCUCGUGGACGACCACCACCACCAUCACCACCACCACCACCAUCACCUGGCGGCGGCUGCCGCGGCGCACCACUCGGCUGCCGCCGCGCACCACGCCGCCGCCUCCGCCGGGGGCGGCAACGCCUCCGGUGGCGGGGGCGGAGGCGGCUCGGCGUCGUCGCACCACCACGACAGCAAGCGCGGCAUCAAGUCCGGGGCGGCGGGCGGCGCCUCCGGGGGCGGAGCGGGCUCCGGCGGCGGCGGAGCGGGCUCGGCGGCGGCCGCGGCGGCGGCGGCGGCCGCGGCGGAAGACUUCUCGGCGCUGUACGCGCUGCCGCCCCCGCACGCGGCGGCGGCGGCGGCUGCAGCGGCGGCGGCUGCGGCGGCCGCUGCCGCCUCCGCGGGGGCGGACCAGACGCCGCCUCCGGCGCAGCAGCCUCCCCCACAGAGCGCAGCCGGGGGCGGUCAGCACACGCCCCCGACGCCGCUCGGUCGCAACCUGGCGGACCACGCCGGCGACUGCGUUGUCAGAUAUGUGCUUCGAUAA
Schistocerca serialis cubense is the source of this 1026-nucleotide messenger RNA. RefSeq names its product POU domain, class 3, transcription factor 3-like. Bases 1 to 1026 code for a protein of 341 amino acids. The transcript has 3 exons. The record is from RefSeq and is a predicted model, not a curated record. NCBI's taxonomy places the organism in Eukaryota, Metazoa, Arthropoda, Insecta, Orthoptera, Acrididae.